CUCUCCCACCGUCACACCAAACUCUUACCCUGGCUCUCAAACCUCGCUCAUGCAGUCAUAUAUUUAACCCUUCUCUCUCUCCAGCUUCAGUAUUAACCUCCUGAGGACCAUCGUCCUACACAACUGUACCCAAGAUGGCCUCCUCUGGCGUUGACUAUGUUAAUACGUCUGCUCCCUUCGACGACAAGAAGCCUGACGACAAGAAGGAAGGUUACGACGAAGAAGAGCGUCCAGAUUCUAUUUCCAUUAAGACGGGCGAUGCCACCCAGCGCAAGCUGAAGCCACGACACAUCCAGUUGAUCGGUAUUGGUGGAACGAUUGGAACUGCUCUCUACGUUCAGAUCGGUCACGGCUUGAUCAAUGGCGGCCCUGGAAGUCUAUUCAUCGCAUUCACGUUAUGGUAUGUUCUAUAUCCCCUGAAAAUUAUAGGCAUGGCGGAAAUGGUCACUUACAUCCCAAUCUCCUCGCCCUUCAUCCGAUUCGCCGGCCGCUACGUUGAUGAUGCCUUUGGAGUAGCCGCAGGCUGGAACUUCUUCGUCUUCGAGGCAAUGUUAGUACCUUUCGAGAUCGUGGCUUGCAACGUUAUUAUUCAUUAUUGGAGUGAUGCUGUUCCGGCCGGAGGCAUCAUUUCCAUUGUCAUUGUGCUAUAUGGCCUCCUCAACCUCCUAGCCGUCAAGUGGUACGGCGAGAGUGAGUUCUGGGCCGCCCUAGGCAAAGCCCUACUUAUAAUCGGCCUCAUCAUCUACACCUUCAUCACUAUGCUCGGCGGAAACCCUAAACACGAUCGCUUCGGCUUCCGCUACUGGCGCGACCCUGGCUCCUUCGCCGAGCUGUACUACACCGGCAACCUAGGCCGCUUCCUCGGCUUCCUGCAAUGCCUCAUUCUAGCUUCCUUCACCGUUGCAGGCCCUGACUACGUCUCCAUGGCCGCUGGUGAAGCCGAAAAUCCCCGUGUCGUCAUGCCACGCGCCUAUAACUCUGUCUUCUACCGCUUAACGGCCUUCUUCGUGCUAGGCUCCCUUUGUGUCGGCAUCAACGUGCCCUACAACGACGCGGAGCUUAUCGCGGCUUUCAAGGACGGCAGGCCUGGCGCUGCUGCUUCUCCCUACGUCGUCGCCAUGAAUCGCCUCAGCAUCCAGGUCCUCCCAGACAUCGUCAACGCCAUGGUGCUCGCGUCCGCCUUCUCCGCAGGGAACAGCUACGUCUACUGCGCGUCCCGCUCGCUGUACGGCCUCGCGCUCGAGGGCAAAGCUCCCCGCAUCCUUACCCGCUGCACUCGGCAGGGCGUGCCGAUCUACUGCGUGCUCGUAGUCCUCGCGCUAGCCCUGCUCUCCUUCCUCCAGCUCUCCGAGAACUCGGCCGUCGUGCUUUCAUGGUUCGUGAACCUGGUCACCGCGUCGCAGCUCAUCAACUUCAGCGUCAUGUGCUUUACGUUCAUCCGCUUCAAGAAGGCGUGCGAUGCGCAGGGGCUGGACCGCAACACACUGCCCUACAAGGGCUUUGGGCAGCCGUUCACCGCUUGGUACGGGCUGACUGGGUGCUUCGUGAUGACUUUCGUGGGCGGGUACCCGGUCUUCCUGAAGGGGCAGUGGGACUUGCCUACUUUUUUGUUCUCGUAUAUGAUGAUCUUUGUGUUUCCGGUGCUGUACGUUGGUUGGAAGCUGAUCAAGAAGACGAAGUUCAAGAGCCCGAUGGAGGUGUAUCUGUAUGAGGAUCUGGAAGAAAUUGAGGAGUAUACGAAGAAUUUUGUGCCCACGCCUGAUAAGAGUGUGGUGGAUAGGUGGUUCAACAAGAUAUUCAGUUAGAUACCCAGGCUGUGGCGUUCCUGUAGAGCGGGAGGCGUGAUAGAUGGCCGCUAGACGGCUAUAUUACUAUGGUUGUUUGACGACUGUAUUGCUAGAUUCGAUGGCGAUAUUACUUAGGUCAGCGGACACAAGGAAUGUGGUAUUCCUAUAACGGUAUAGCCGAACAAAUUAACUGACUUUAUUCAAACCGAAAGUCGUAAUUCGUCAUACAGCUACGUGUGCUAUUCUUAGGUAACUAAAUCCGAUAGGCGAGAAGCUUGAACAUGGCCACUAUAACUCCGACCCUCUUGCUUCCUUCCCUAGACCUCAUCAUCACUCUGGCUUUC
This is a messenger RNA of Mytilinidion resinicola, 2131 nucleotides long. RefSeq lists its product as uncharacterized. The coding region runs from base 135 to 1805 and encodes 556 amino acids. Gene Ontology annotation, molecular function: amino acid transmembrane transporter activity. Gene Ontology annotation, cellular component: membrane. NCBI's taxonomy places the organism in Eukaryota, Fungi, Ascomycota, Dothideomycetes, Mytilinidiales, Mytilinidiaceae. Gene Ontology annotation, biological process: amino acid transmembrane transport. The record is from RefSeq and is a predicted model, not a curated record. The transcript has 4 exons.